Molecule: messenger RNA, 1026 nt
Organism: Aaosphaeria arxii CBS 175.79
Lineage: Eukaryota; Fungi; Ascomycota; Dothideomycetes; Pleosporales
Product: malate dehydrogenase
Exons: 6
Coding region: 1-1026 (341 amino acids)
Biological process (GO): tricarboxylic acid cycle; malate metabolic process
Cellular component (GO): mitochondrion; cytoplasm
Molecular function (GO): L-malate dehydrogenase (NAD+) activity
Source: RefSeq, a predicted model, not a curated record
AUGUUCGCUGCUCGACAAGCUUUUGCUCAGGUCCAGCGCCGCACCUUUUCUGCAUCUGCCCGCCAGGCAUCUAAGGUCACCGUUUUGGGUGCUGCCGGUGGCAUUGGACAGCCAUUGUCGCUCUUGCUCAAGCUUAACCCCAGAGUCAGCCAGCUCGCCCUCUAUGAUAUCCGCCUAGCUCCCGGUGUUGCCGCCGAUAUUGGCCACAUCAACACCAAGAGCGAGGUUCGCGGCUACGACGCAACUCCCUCUGGCUUGGCCGAGGCUCUCAAGGGCUCUGAGAUCGUCCUCAUCCCCGCCGGUGUUCCCCGCAAGCCCGGCAUGACUCGUGAUGAUCUCUUUAACACCAAUGCCUCCAUCGUUCGAGACUUGGCCAAGGCCGCUGCAGACCACGCCCCCGAGGCCAACAUCUUGAUCAUCUCCAACCCUGUCAACUCUACCGUUCCCAUCACUGCCGAGAUCUUCAAGUCCAAGGGCGUUUACAACCCCAAGCGCAUCUUUGGUGUCACUACUCUAGACGUUGUCCGCGCUUCUCGAUUCAUCUCUCAAAUCAAGAACACCGACCCCGCCAACGAGAACAUCACUGUUGUCGGUGGCCACUCCGGCGCGACCAUCGUCCCUCUCUUGUCUCAGUCUGGAUACAACCUCGAGGGCGAGCAGCUCGACCAAUACGUCCACCGUGUGCAGUUCGGUGGUGAUGAGGUCGUCCAGGCCAAGGAUGGUGCUGGUUCUGCCACGCUCUCCAUGGCCAUGGCCGGAGCUCGCUUUGCCGAGUCUCUGCUCAAGGCUGCUCAGGGCCAGAAGAACGUCAUCGAGCCCACCUUCAUUGACUCGCCCCUCUACAAGGACCAAGGCUGCGAGUACUUCUCCUCGAACGUUGAGCUAGGCCCCAACGGUGUUGAGAAGAUCCACCCCGUUGGUAAGAUCACCGAGUACGAGCAGAAGCUCCUCGACGUCUGCAUCAGCGACUUGAAGAAGAACAUCACCAAGGGUGUCCAAUUCGUCAAGGAGAACCCUGGCAACUAA